Symbiodinium natans is the source of this 984-nucleotide messenger RNA. NCBI's taxonomy places the organism in Eukaryota, Dinophyceae, Suessiales, Symbiodiniaceae. The record is from the annotation of a GenBank genome assembly.
AUGGGAUCCGGCAGCGACACCGUGGACAAGGACAGCGUCUUCGCCAACUAUAAGUCGGUGUUCUCCCGCCAGUUUGCCGUCUCCCUGGCAGUGGAGUUUGUGGGCGUGAUGUUCUUCCAGAUCCUUGGUGGCACGUCAGCUCCGAAGUUUGCACCCUUCGUGAACGGCUUCGCGCUGGCCGUCUGGAUCUAUGUUGCUGCCAACAUCAGCGGCGGUCACCUGAACCCUGCCGUGAGCUUCAGCACCGCCGUCUGCGGCUUCUAUCCCCUCAUCCACACGCUGGUCUACAUUGCCCUCCAGAUCAUUGGCGCCAUCGUCGGGGCCUGGGUCUCGGCUGGACUGGUGCCUGGUGCGGGUGACCUCAUCCACAGUGGAGCCACCGGCCCAGGAUGCUUCGACCGUACCACGAUCCACAAGGACCUGACCGACGAGCAAGUCUUCGGCUGGGAGUGCGUCAUGACCUUCACCCUGAUUUCUUGCGUCUACGCCUGCGGUGUGGCAAAGCCAGGUCACGGCAGCCACACGCCUUUCGCCGUGGGCCUGGCGCUGCUCGCAUGCGCGGGGUCUGGCGGUCAAUACACCGGCGCCGCCUUGAACCCCGCCCGCGUUCUGGGCCCAAUGGUCAUCUUCCACUGUGGCAACGACGUGGCAGGCCUCUACAUUGGAGGGCAGUUUGUGGCAGCGAUGCUGGCGAUGUCCGUCUUCGCAUUCGUCUCGGGCCUUGGCCCCCUUAACCCCUGGGUAGCCAAGCGCGCUUUGAGCCUCUCCUGGCCAGAAGCUGUCUACCUCUGGAUCACGGGCUCGCCUCCCAGCCGUCUUCAGAAGACCGGGCGCGAGAACAUCAACGACUUUAAGCAGCAGUUCGCCGAGUUCUACGCCAGCGAGGGAUCGGACGUGCCAAAGUCCAAGAUCUUCGACGUGGAGCGCUGCUUUGGCAUCCGCAAGCUUGUGGCGGCUGACAGCCAGGCACAAGACCUCGCGUGA